This is a messenger RNA of Pelodiscus sinensis (Chinese soft-shelled turtle), 6288 nucleotides long. The record is from RefSeq and is a predicted model, not a curated record. Lineage: Eukaryota; Metazoa; Chordata; Testudines; Trionychidae.
GGUUUUCUCUUUCAGUGUUUGCCUGGAGCCAGGGCGCUGGCUUGCUGCCUCCCUGCAGCCAUGCACUCCCUCGUGUUCCUCUGUGCACAGAAGGCGGUUUCCCACCACUCCACAGUGCGCGGUGCCUUGGAGUUCAUCCCAAAGGAGUUGUACCCAGUCUUGUUCAAGGCGGCCUUCAUGGACAAGAGGACCCUCGUGCUGCAGGAUCUGGUGCAGACGUGGCCUUUCCCGGUACUCAGCUUCCAGAAGCUUUUACGGAAGUGUCAGCACUGCGACCGCGCUCUGCUCCAGGAAAAGCCCAACAAGCUUUGUGUGCAGACUGUCAUCCUGGGAGUGGUGGCCUACCUGAACGAGGCUCUAGACGACCAGCUCCACAGCCAAAGCAGGAGGCAGCGCCUGCAGGUUCUGGACAUGACCGGGCUUCAGGAUGAUGGAAUAGACCAGGGCCCCGAAAGCAUGAGCCUGUGGUCCAGGACAGUGACGCUGGCGAAAGCCUGCAUUGACGUUUCCAAACACCAGAGCAAGUGCGCCAAGCGCACCUCAAAGCGACGGAAGGGCCCCUACAGCAGCUCGGUGGCUCUGCCGCCGCCACGGCCUGUGUCCGUGGAGGUCCACGUGGAUCUCUUUGUGAACAGCACCUCUUACGGAGUGCUUAAAGACGCCUUGCAGAACAACGCCAACAGCGUGCUGCGGCUGAAGUGCCGGGACUUCAGGGCGGAGGAGCUGCCCAUUGCAAGCACCGUAGGGCUCCUGGAGUUCCUGGAUCCCACGGGGGUUCGGCAGGUGGAUCUGAGAUUCAAUAACCUGGGGCUGUCUGGUCUGAGGGUGAUUCUCCCGCACAUGGCAAAAUUCACCAACCUGCUCAGCCUGAAGCUGCCCUACAGCAACAUUGAUGUGAGGCGGCUCUCCGCGGGCAUGGAAGGAAGCCUCCACUACUUCGCCACCCAGCUCAGUAGAUUGUCCCGUCUCAAGGAGCUGAAUUUGGGCUCCUCCAGGCUUUCCGGAAAACUAAAGCAACUGCUGGGCGAUUUGCAGGGUCCCUUGGAGAGUCUGGAGCUGGCCUUCUGCUACCUGCUCCCCAAUGACCUGGCCUACCUUUCCCAAAGCCUUCACACCCCCACUCUGAAGAAGCUGGACCUUAGCGGCAACAACUUAUCCGACUCACUUCUCCAGCCCUUCCAGCGUCUCCUGGAGGAGGCCUCCUCAUCUCUGCUCCACCUGGACAUCAUGGAGUGCCGCCUGAUGGAUAUCCACCUGGAGUCGCUUCUCCCCGCCCUGUGCCGCUGCUCUCGCCUUCGCUACCUGGGGGUGUUUGGCAACCCCCUCUCCACACGGGGGUUGAAGAACUUGCUGCAGAGGACCAUGGGCUUGUUGUACUUGCAGCUCGUCAUUUAUCCCUACCCCGUGGACUGCUACAGUGAGAACCUGCCCUGGCCCCCCACCUCCUCUAACCUCUUGAAUGGGUCUGUGGAUGAAGAGAAGUUCUCCAGGGUGAGUGCUGAGCUGCAGCAGAUGCUGCUUACCGCAAGCCGGGCCAACGCCGUCUGGACUACGAACUUAUGCAGGCAUAAUACCCUGGAUUAUUUUAACUUGUAGCUCAUGGGAAUGCAGAAUGAAGGAGACACCAAACUGAUCGGGCUGAUAGUUUUUAAUGCCCUGGCAAAACCGUGAGGGUCACCAGAAGCAGCAACACCACUUUUCUACCCUUUUUUUAACAGCAUCGAAUCAUGGCAUGAAUUCAAAUGGGAGUUCUCGUCUCCUCUUCCAAACAGAGGUGCAGUAAAGCUGAACUUCAAGCCACCAGCUCUAUGCCUCUCUGUCUGUGGCUUAUCCCGGUAGUGCCGUUGCUCUCCUGUCUUGCUGUGCCUCUGGCCCCCUUACCCUGUGCGGGUUAUUACAUGCACCUUACAUCGCGCUGCAGAGUUGUUAGCAAAGUCUGCUAGCAGAGUUCAAAGCCAGCAGCUGGACAAUGAGAAAUCCCCCUUCCAAAAAACACCAAUCCAUUCUAGCCUCCUGGCAGCCUACUCUUCUCUUUCUCUGUGUGGAUUACCUCAUCUGAAAACCUCUGUCCAUUUCUAAUGUAGCCCUUCAUUCUCUCACACGCGGCAUGCUCAGAAAUUUCUAUCCGUUGUCUAGUUGUCCGAGCACCAAACCCACUUGCCAGACAGAUACAAAAGAUGGGGAGACCUCUAUUUAGGGACCUCUCUACUGUGCUCCUUCCUGGCUUUUUGGCUGCUGCCAGUGAAGUAUCCCCAGCCUUUGCUUUGGAGUCCUCCUGUGAACAGAAUAUUUCCUCCUGUUGCUUGGUGCUUUCCUAUGAUGCAGCAAAAUGAAACUGACCCAGUUCUUAUUCAUUUCACAGCUGCCUGCGGCCUUUAGUAGUGGCAAGGCUGAUCCCUGUCAGUUUUCUCUCUGUUGCUGGUGCGUAGAAGGUCUGAGUAGCAGCCAAGGCAUUAGACCUGUGUGCGGCCUGGCUGUUUACAAUCUGCAUGUGUGCGAUGGCUUUCUUCACAACCAGAAAGGCUAGAAACUUUUGUCAUGAGAGCUUAGCUCCCACAGAAGGUUCCCUGAUAGACUUAUCAGCAUGGGCCUGUGGAGUUUAUCAGCUUCCUGACCUACUCCCUAACUUUUAAUUGCUCCAUUUAAAGAAUACUUUCUCCUUGGAAAGCCUCAUGACCUCACUGAAGCAGGUAGCAUUGCAAUGACACCCAAGUUUUAAGUCUUGUUCGCUUCCCUGAGACCCAUUUCUCCUCUGAACAUCUUGUCUUCCUCCUCUCCCUAAAACCUCUCUCUGGCAUGGCUGUGCACCCAACACAUCAUCUCCCUGGUUGAGCUAAUAGAGAACGAUCCUGCAUUAGCCAAGAGGGGCAUACUAGAUCUCUUCAGUCUAACGUGUUCUCGGCUUCUGCAUACAAUUCCACAGUCACGCUGUGCCACUAACUGGUUCCCCUCCGGGGUGAGUUUGUUGCCAUCUGUCUAACUCGUGUCUGGUAAUGGCUUCUUUCUUCCCUCUUCCGUAAAAUCCCACCAGAUUACUUGCAUGGCCCUCUGCCCUGUCUGCCGGUAUAGUCGUCAUUCCCUUCUGGUUUUAAUUCAGAUUGAUUCAACUCUACUGCACGUAACUUGAUACCAUCAACCAUUCCUCUCUUGAUCAGUUAAACUUCUGGCUUCAUUUUAACUCUCAACAGCUUCAAAGUUUUCAAAAUCAACCUGCUUCUCUGGGUCAAGGCGACCUCCCUCGCCCUGCUUGCGGUUUCCUUGGCAUCAGACUCCGAAUUCCCACAUCCUCUGUGGCUGCAUAUCUGCGUCAACUCCUUUGUUCUGGCCACUUUGAGGAAUAAUUGUUCCCAGUGGAGGGUUAAUUUUGUGAGAGACUGCCCAGCUAAGGGACUUUGAAACGUAUUUCAACACGUUACCCUUGUGUUAGCUGGGGCUUUCCCCACUCUGUUUCCCAAAUAAAUCUGUUAGUCUUUAAGGUGCCAGAGGACUCCUUGUUGCUUUCCCUGUUACUUUAGCAAUGCAUGCAGCCUCUCUGAAAUCAGUUCACAUUUGUACGUAUCCUCUGUUUAGCAACUCCGCUAAAUCCCUGGGCAUUCAGGAUUCAUUUGCAAACCAUAUUUUUAGAUCUGCUGCCUGGCCACCCUAUCUUGCAUUAUUCCCCGCUCCCUGCCUGCUUAAAGCUGGUCUCCUCUCUGGCCUUUCGCACUGUCUCCAUAGAGCAAUCUCUCGCCACCCUGUGAAACACACGCUGCGGAAUACAGUAUCUGUUUGGCAGAGGUUGCGCUGCUGCUGUUGGACAUGCUUGUUUGUCAGACUGUCCCUGAGCCACUCGUCUUUCUUCUGCCUCUCCCGGGGCCAGUCAUGUGGCAGUCACGCCCGCUGUCCCAUUCAUAGGGAUGACAUUGCUGCAGGAGCUGCCAGCAGCAAAGCCCUGUCUUCAGUAGUGGACCUUUCAUCAUCAGAGUCCGAGAAAUGUCAGGAUCUUGAGAAGUCAUCGAGUCCAGCCCCUUGCGCUGACGCAGGACCACGUAAAUCAGACCAUCCCUGACAGGCAUUUGUCCAACCUGCUUCUGAACUAGCCCAAUGAUGGGGAUUCCAUAACCUCCCCAGAGCCCCGUUCUAGAGCUUACCGUUAGCGUUAGAAAGCUUGUCCCUGGAACUGACCUAAAUCUGCCUGGCUGCAGACUAGUUCCUAUUGCUUCUUGCUCUGCAUUCAGUGGACAUGGAGAAGACAUGAGCCCUCAUCACCCUUGAUGUGUUUGAAAACAAUCAAGUUUUCCCAUCUGCUUGCUUUUCUCAAGACUCCACAUGCCUGGCUUUUCUCAGCUGUCCUUUAUGCAUCAGGCUUUCUUUCUAACACUUGCGCAUUUCUGUUGUUCUCUGCAUGUGGUUCCAUCUUUCCUGGAGCGUGGCACCCAGACCUGGUCACAGUUGCCCACGUGUGGGAGGAACAAAGGGAGAAGAGAUGAGUGUUUGAAGUCGGUGGGGUGCAGUCUUCCCUAAUUCCUCCAGCAGUGGACCCUCGGUGUGCUCUCAUGUCCAGCAGGACUCCAGAGCUCUUACCCCAUUAGAGGGAAGAGUCACUGUUGAAGGUAGGAUACACAGACAUGUGCUAGCUCCACACGAGCCAGCAUACUAAAAGCAGCAUGGUAGCCGGGAGUAGCAUGGGCAUCCCCUUGGGCUCGCUGCCCAGGUUCUUUCCCAGGGGGUCCAGCCAGGUUUGUACUCCGGUGGCUAGAAAGAGCCUCCAGCUAUGCUAACCUGGGCUGUGCUGCUAGUUUGAGCUAGGGCAUGUCUGUCUGUCCGAGCUGGGAAGCCCGCUUCUAGUGCCAGUGCAGGCAUGUCCUAAGAGCCCCCUCUGUUCGUCAGCUCCUGUUCCUGGUCUCAGCUGUGCCCACCCCUUCCUCUUUCAUCUGUUCACUUCUCCACAUGCUUUCAUGCUGCUCCUAGGCCUGGACCAGUUCCUGUUGUUAACUCCCCUCAAAUCCGACCUCUUUGGUCACCUCCAUCUUCUCUGCAGCCCCCUCUCUCCCUGUCCUCAUGCCUGCUCUUCAGAGAUUAAGCAGACACCCUACCAAGCAAUCUGCCAUCCCCUCACCUUGGUUUGUCUUUGCACCAUGUCAGUUUCAGAUCCACAGAGCAGGCACUUUGUUUUAUGGCUAUGCACAUUAGCUGCACGAGCCCCAUCUGCAGCAGUGACACAAUCUUUUGCGUUCCCUUCCCGCCAUGGAUUACUAUGUGCCUCUCGCUCUAGCUGAGUGCAGUGGUUGCUGCUGAUGGUUCAAUCAGUAUUUAUUUUUGGAAAUGACCUUGCGUUUGUACAAAACCCACCCAGCUAGCAGGAUCCCACGGUGUUUUACUAACUAUGUACAAGAGAUUCUCAUCUGCUGAUGACAUGCAGCCACCUCUGGGGGUGAAACACACAGUCCGUUCAACAGCGCAACAUGUUAGGACACAAGCGAAGAAGGCCGUGUCUAUUUAAAACGCACGAGGGGAUUCAGGGAGGCAGAAUGUGAUUGCAGGAGGUGGAAUUUGAUCAAUGGGUUGAUGUUUUGAUGCUUGGAGAAAGCACCAUUAGAGCUCACCAUGAUGUUUAUUUUAUGUGCCCUUGGGGGAGAGGGAUUGCCAUGUGCCCAUCUGCGUCUGGAGUCUACAAUAGCCAGUUUCUCCAACCACUGACACAUUAGGCAGGAACUAGCCCUCUGUGUCCCAAACAGGUGAGUCGGCAGAAGAGAAAUUCCUCACAUGGGCAAACAUUGCCCGAGAAAUCAGGCAAAUGAUUAUUUCAAGUCUUAGUCCAAGGGGCCAGAUGUUCAAACUGCACCAUGCUGUAUCCGUUCAAGGACAGCACAUACCUUGCUCCAUGAUUCUAUGGGACAGUCUCCCAUUUCGAUCUCAGGCAGGGUUGUGGGGCUGUGCCUGUAGGCUGAAGUCAUGAUCAUGAGAGCAAACUGUGGACUGCAGUGGAGAACUAACUCUUUUAGGAGCACUUUCUUUGGGAUUUACUAAUCCACGGCACAGGGGCAGUUUGCUGUCCAAAGCUGCACUGCUGUUCACACGCUGUGCUUGACGUGACUCCCGGGAAAGGGUUAGCUGCUAUUAGGUAGAAGGGACUAACCACUGCGGUCUCACUUUGGGACACAGGCAGCCAAUGAGCAUGUGUGCCGAUGAUGUAAUAGUUUCUAACUUGCGUGUCAUUGGUUGCAAGUGGUGUUGCUUGCUGUUGGCCGGAGGAGUCUCUCUUCCUUAUCCGGUUCAGCUAAGAUCAUUAAAUGCUGGACUUGUUUU